GAUGCUAAUAUAAACGGAUACUUUGGAAUUUUCACAAAAGGACUUCGUGUAUUCGUCACAAUGGCAGAUCGGAUCAUGAAUAUCGGAGUUUUCUGGAUCUUAGCGACUGUCGCCUUAUCCGUAGCAGGGCCAACAGAAACAGGUAUUUGUCCAUUCGGAGGCCGUACCUACAGAUUGGGUGAAUCAUGGCACCCCUAUCUGGUACCGACUGGUCUCGAUCCUUGUACAACAUGCACGUGUAUCGAGGAUGAUCAUGUUACCUGCACACGGGAGGAGUGCCCCAGACCCACCUGCUCCUCGCCCAGGAGGAUACCGGGGCAAUGCUGUUUAGUGUGUCCAGAUGGUGAUAUGGUUACAGAGGCACCCCUCGUCGCCCCUGUGGUGGAGGAACCAAGUUACCCUGGGUGCGAGUACAAGGGUAAAGCUCUUCAUCAUGGAGAUCUGUUUAGCGUGGAUGAUAUCUUCACGUCGAGGAGGGAGGACCAAUGUGCGCAGUGUGGAUGCACGCUUGGGAGAAUUUACUGUGCAUUGAAGACGUGUCUACCGCUAUCGUGCCCAGAGCUUGAGCAGCUUAUCUUUCCUGAUUCGUGUUGCCCAGUAUGUGUAUAUGAAGAUGGAACAACGCAAACCCAAGAGAUCUUAGAACCUGACCCGGAAUCAAAUGGUCUUCACCGGGCGAUCAACCCGAACUUCCUCCUGCAGACCAACAACGUUCCUCUCAUCAAUAACUUCCCAUCAAUCCCUAUCACUGGCCUUGAUAUAACGAGUGGUAACCCAGAGGACUCCACCAGCCAACAAGUUUGUGAAUCGAACGGGAAGACCUAUCAAAACGGCCAGACGUGGCAUCCUAUAUUAUUUCCUUUUGGUCGAGUUGAUUGCAUCUUAUGCCGCUGUCAAGACGGACAAACAAGUUGUAGUCGAAUGGCAUGCCCAUCAGAUGAUGAGUUACCAUGCAGAAACCCCCAAUACGUCUCGAAGCAGUGCUGUAAAGUGUGCCCAGAUACGUCACAGGUGGAGCCGACGCCCCUCCCACCACUAUGCUUGAGAGGUAGAGAGACCAUCCUCCUCUACCGAUACCAACCAGAGCUGGUCCCGGGUACUGACCACACCCAAACAUUCACGUACGCCCUGGAGAACGUAGUUACCAGUCAGGUGGAAAUUAGACAAUGGACGUUUAGUGAAGGUCAAAUCAGCAAUUUUGUGAUUGAAGAAGUUUCUUCAGAAAGAUUCCAGAGGGCGCAUGCCGAAAAUAGAGAUGGGCGAUUUCAACUCCACGGAGCAACCACAUUACGAAAAGUUCAGAAAUUAAGAAAGAAAGAAGCGAGGUUGGAGAGGCGCUGCGCAGUCCGAUGUGUGAAACAGGCUCUCAAGUUACCGCGAAGUCUUUCAGCUCGCGGGGUCGAAAGGUCACACGACUGUGACGUCAGAACAAGAUGGCAAACGAGACCGAGGAGUGAUGAGCAAAGUUUGCGAUAACGCGCAUAAAUUGAGUUUAUUUUGAUAACUGUCAUGUUUGUGAAUGUCUUGUAUUUUUGUAUAAUGCUAUCUAUUUGUAUCAAAGAAUGUUUUAUAUAUCGGUAUCAAAGUUGAAUUUAAAAAAAUGCUGUUUUAUAUCAUGAAAAUACUGAACUUUGAUGGAAAAAGUGAAAGCAUUAAUACUUUCAUCGAUUUAUUUAUAUGAGUUGAAUAUAGAGAUAUUUAAAAAAGAAGUCGGAAAAUUUACAUGACAAACAUUUCUUACUUCGUGACCGAUCAUUGUUCAAUAGGAAGUGAAAGCCAAUCGGAAUCAAGCUAUUGAUUGCAGAUGUUCGAAAACGAAAUCUGAUUGGUUGAUAAAAUUGAUCGCACGCAACUUCGCUAAUCUAUGCCACGAGCAAAGUCCUGAGGAUUUUGACUUUAAAGGCCCACUGCACUACUUGCAGCUACUUGCGCCCUCUAUAUAAC
Strongylocentrotus purpuratus (purple sea urchin) is the source of this 1944-nucleotide messenger RNA. RefSeq names its product chordin-like protein 1. The record is from RefSeq and is a predicted model, not a curated record. Bases 61 to 1476 code for a protein of 471 amino acids. The transcript has 11 exons. Lineage: Eukaryota; Metazoa; Echinodermata; Echinoidea; Camarodonta; Strongylocentrotidae. Gene Ontology annotation, molecular function: protein binding.